Molecule: messenger RNA, 1919 nt
Organism: Mangifera indica (mango)
Lineage: Eukaryota; Viridiplantae; Streptophyta; Magnoliopsida; Sapindales; Anacardiaceae
Product: probable magnesium transporter NIPA6
Exons: 9
Coding region: 430-1434 (334 amino acids)
Biological process (GO): magnesium ion transport
Cellular component (GO): membrane
Molecular function (GO): magnesium ion transmembrane transporter activity
Source: RefSeq, a predicted model, not a curated record
AACUUAACGAAUUUUCACUGCGAAGCAGGUGAUAAUCUACUGUUAUGUACAGUAUCGGAAAUUUCCGACAAGAAGACGAAGCGAACGCGGAAUCAGUUUAGUUUCUCGCUAAGAAGACUGCUUCACAAUUAGAUCCCUUAAAAGUGUUGAGAAGAGAGAGAGCCAAACGACUCACGAAACGUGUCGUUGCAGAGAAGGCAAAACAGCUGUGUCAAUCUCGUCGGUUUCUGUAUUUUAGCGUUUUGUGUUUUUCAAAGAGGGAGGAAGAAAUAAAAAUCCAGCGGUUUUUGUUAUGGCGGGAAUUCAAACGCUCAAGCAAUGAGCAACAUUUUUUGAUUGGAAAGAGAACAAGUGAAUCUGAAAUUUGAAUCCUGUGAAUAAUUGAAGAAGCAAUAAAGAAGAGCGAGUGAGAGAGGGAGGUGGAGAAGCAUGGGGCUAUCGGACAAUUCGAUAGGCUUGAUUUUAGCCGUCGCGUCAAGCGCUUUUAUCGGCUCGAGUUUCAUUUUGAAGAAGAAAGGAUUGAAACGUGCUGGAUCGUCUGGUACGCGGGCAGGAGUUGGAGGUUACACCUACUUAUUGGAACCACUUUGGUGGGCAGGCAUGGUCACAAUGCUUGUUGGAGAGGUUGCAAAUUUUGUUGCUUAUAUUUAUGCACCAGCUGUUCUGGUCACCCCACUCGGUGCUUUAAGUAUUAUUAUAAGUGCUGUAUUGGCGCACUUCAUGUUGAAGGAACGACUCCAAAAAAUGGGUGUUCUAGGAUGUGUCACAUGCAUUGUCGGAUCAGUAGUGAUUGUAAUUCAUGCUCCUCAAGAGCAUACUCCAAAUUCUGUACAAGAAAUCUGGACUCUAGCAACACAGCCAGCUUUUUUGAUUUACGUAGCCGCAACACUUUCAGCAGUGUUAGCUUUAGUGUUGCACUUUGAACCUCACUAUGGGCAGACAAACAUAUUGGUCUACUUGGGAAUAUGUUCUUUAAUAGGUGCACUUACGGUUGUAAGUAUAAAAGCCAUUGGAAUUGCAAUAAAACUUACUUUGGAUGGAAUAAAUCAAAUCACUUAUCCUCAAACCUGGUUUUUCCUCACAGUUGCAGUGAUUUGUGUCAUCACACAGUUAAACUAUUUGAAUAAGGCAUUGGAUACAUUCAAUGCAGCAAUUGUUUCUCCAGUAUAUUAUGUGAUGUUCACAACUCUUACAAUUAUUGCAAGCGCAAUAAUGUUCAAGGAUUGGUCAGGUCAAGAUGCAAGCAGCAUAGCCUCCGAGAUAUGUGGUUUCGUUACUGUGCUUUCUGGAACAGUCAUUCUUCAUGCAACAAGAGAACAGGAACCUGCUACUGCUCCAGGAACUGUAACAUGGUACGUUAGUGGUGACUCAGUAAAGAGUGCUGAAGAUGAACACUUGAUCACCAUACACAGUUCAGAUUACUAUGUGCAAUGAAAUUAUUCUUUAAAUGAAUUUGGAAGAGCUUGAUUCCCCCACCUCUAGCAUCAAGAAUCGCUAAUUUGGAUGGUCCAGAAUUUCCUCUUUCCAUUACAACCUUUUGGCAUCAAUACUGGUUUGGAAAGGUAAUUUUUGCAUAUACCUCUUCUGGACAGGCUGUGAUGCAAAUCCUGGAAUCCACAUUCAAUUUCUUGGUCAUCCCCAGCUUGAAUAUCAGUGUUCAUCGAUACUAAGCUCGGCAUAUGGGAUGAGAAUUACAGUGCAGAAUCAACAGCAAUGUUAGAGAAAUAAUCGGCAGGUUCAAAGGUAUUUGUACAUAUCAGUGUUUAUGAAUAUCAAAGUUGAGUUGAUUAUUUUCUCAAUUCUUUUUCUCAUGCUUAGUAAAUUCUUUGUGCUUGAUUUUCUGAAAUUUUGGGAUAUGUUUUGCUUGUUAUCUUGAACAAUUUGAGUUUCCUUGCGAAUAUUAUUUGGUUAAACUUUCA